UCUCUUUCCCCCCCUCGUUUGUCACUUCACACGAUUCUCAAGCGAUUCCCAAAAGAAAAUGCCUUCUCACUUUUUGGAACCCGUCGCUCGCCCACUGCCACCAUCGCCACCACUGCUUGAUUCGAACAGUCCUAUCAAAGCGUCUACCCUUUCUUUUCAGACACCUGAAGCUUCCCACCGACACAAGCACGUUACUCUCCCUACCAAGCAUACUCGCCUCCCCACCCUUGAUAAGCCGGUGGAUUCGAACGCAUAUGCCUCGCUUCUUGAAUAUUGUAAAUGCCCAAUUUUAGGGAAACAGAUACAUGCCCACGCAGUCAAAUCUGGGUUUCAUGGGCACGAGUUUGUGGAAACCAAGUUGCUCCAGAUGUAUGGGAGAUGUGGUUGUUUGGAACACGCGAAUUGGUUGUUCGAAACAAUGCCGCUUAGAAAUAUGUAUUCUUGGACUGCCAUUCUUAGUGUCCAUGUGGAUAAUGGGUUCUUUGAGGAAGCUCUUUUGCUCUUUCGAGAACUACAAUUCGCGGACGUUGCUUUAGAGUUUUUCGUGUUUCCGGUGGUCUAUAAGAUUUGCAGUGGUCUUGGCAUGGUAGAACUAGGAAGACAGUUACAUGCGAUUGCGGUUAAGAAUCAAUUUGCUUCAAAUAUUUAUGUGGGUAAUGCUCUGAUAGAUAUGUAUGGCAAAUGUGAUAGUUUAGAUGAUGCCAAGAAGGUUUUAACAACGAUGCCCAAGAAGGACCGCGUUUCAUGGAAUUCUUUGGUCACAGCUUGUGCUGCCAACGGUUUGGUCUACGAGGCAUUGGAGUUUCUGGAAAGAAUGUCUUUGGAUAAUUUAAUGCCGAAUCUUGUUACUUGGAGUGCAGUUAUUGGAGGGUUUUCGCAGAAUGGUUAUGAUGAGCAAGCCAUUGAGCUGCUUUACAGGAUGCAGGCUGCAGGAUUUCAACCAAAUGCGCGAACCCUAGCAAGUGUUCUUCCAGCUUGUGCGAGACUACAAAAGCUAAGCCUUGGAAAAGAACUCCAUGGCUAUAUAACUAGACAUGGGCUUAUGUCUAACCCUUUCACUGUGAAUGGAUUAGUUGACAUGUACAGGAGAUGUGCUGAUAUGGGGAGUGCUUCCAACAUAUUUUCAAAGAAUUCCAUUAAAAAUUGUGUCAUAUAUAAUACAAUGAUCGUCGGAUAUUACGAGAAUGGUGAAAUCUCCAAGGCCAAGGAACUGUUUGAUCGGAUGGAGCUAGCUGGCAUCAAGAAGGAUAUAAUUUCAUGGAACUCCAUGAUAUCAGGAUAUGCAGAUAGCUUCAUGUUUGAUGAAGCUUUGAGCUUGUUUCGAGAUGUACUGAUGGAAGGGUUUGAACCUGAUUCGUUUACUCUAGGAAGCGCUCUUAGUGCUUGUGCCGAUAUGGCAAAUUUGAGACUAGGGAAGGAAAUACAUUCUCAUGCCACUGUCAGAGGUCUGCAAUCUAACACCUUUGUGGGUGGAGCUCUAGUGGAAAUGUACUGUAAAUGCCAACACUUAGAAGCAGCUCAAAUGGCUUUUGAUGAAGUAAAUGAAAGGGAUACACCAACUUGGAACGCUCUAAUCUCUGGCUAUGCAUACUGCAAUAAGAAAGAACAUAUUCCAGAUCUUAUUCCUAAGAUGAAAGCAGAUGGUUUUGAGCUGAAUGUAUAUACAUGGAAUGGUAUGAUCGCCGGUUAUAUGGAAAAUGGCCAUUAUGAUUUAGCCAUGAAAUUGUUCGCAGAAAUGCAGACUUCACAUUUGAGGCCUGAUAUAUACAGCGUUGGAAUGAUUUUAACGGCAUGCUCAAGGUUGGCCACAAUUGAGCGAGGCAAGCAGGUUCAUGCACAUUCGAUCAGAUUUGGUUAUGAAUCAGAUAUUCACAUUGGAGCGGCACUUUUGGACAUGUAUGCAAAAUGUGGAAGUAUAAAACACGCUUUGCAGGCUUAUAACAGGAUUGAGAAUCCUAAUUUGGUUUCUCACAAUGCCAUGCUUACAGCAUAUGCCAUGCAUGGACAUGGGGAUGAGGGAAUUGCAUUAUUCCGGAAAAUGUUGAAAGAGGGUUUUAGACCAGACCAGGUAACUUUUCUGUCAGUUCUUUCUUCAUGUGUCCAUGCCGGAUCGGUCGAAACAGGUCAUGAAAUCUUUGAUAUGAUGGGAUAUUACAAAGUGAAACCCACAUUAAAACACUAUACUUGUAUGGUUGAUCUCUUAAGUCGAGCAGGUCAGCUUAAUGAAGCUUAUGAACUUAUCAAGAAAAUUCCCAUGGAGCCUGAUUUGGUGAUGUGGAGUGCUUUGCUUGGAGGAUGUGUUGUUUGUGGUAAUGUUGCAUUAGGAGAAAUGGCAGCAGAGCGGCUCAUAGAGUUGGAACCGCAUAACACUGCAAACUAUGUUCUAUUAGCAAACUUGUACGCUUAUGGCGGGAGAUGGGAUGAUCUAGCUAAAACAAGACAAAUGAUGAACAGUAGAGGAAUGCAAAAGAGCCCGGGAUGCAGUUGGAUUGAGGAUAGAGAUGAGAUUCAUGUGUUUCUUGCAAGUGAUAAAACUCACAACCGAGCUGAAGAAAUUUAUUCUAUUUUAGAUAAUUUGACCAUUCAGAUGAAAAGAGGGUUCUCAACUUCUCUUUAGUGCAACAAAAACUUGAAUUUGAA
Juglans regia (Persian walnut) is the source of this 2640-nucleotide messenger RNA. Its product is annotated as pentatricopeptide repeat-containing protein At2g13600-like. The record is from RefSeq and is a predicted model, not a curated record. The transcript has a single exon. Gene Ontology annotation, molecular function: protein binding; RNA binding. Bases 59 to 2617 code for a protein of 852 amino acids. Gene Ontology annotation, biological process: RNA modification. Lineage: Eukaryota; Viridiplantae; Streptophyta; Magnoliopsida; Fagales; Juglandaceae.